Messenger RNA from Zychaea mexicana, 3942 nucleotides. Its product is annotated as chitin synthase-domain-containing protein. The transcript has 6 exons. Gene Ontology annotation, molecular function: chitin synthase activity. The record is from RefSeq and is a predicted model, not a curated record. Bases 1 to 3942 code for a protein of 1313 amino acids. Gene Ontology annotation, cellular component: cell periphery; cell septum. NCBI's taxonomy places the organism in Eukaryota, Fungi, Mucoromycota, Mucoromycetes, Mucorales, Lichtheimiaceae.
AUGGAUUCAUCUAGAAUCCAGUCGUACACGCCGACCCUAAAUCGCAAUCUAUCCCUUCAUUCAGAAACGGACGAUCGACCGCUUCCGUUGUCCUCGUCCGGAACCAGACCUAGACGCCAAAAAUCAUUAGUGAGACCGGAACGCGAACGGAUUGACGAAAAUCAUCGCCAGUACCACUAUCGACAAAGAGCCACAAAUCGUAAUAAUAUUGAACCUAGUACAACCGGCAGUCGACCUGGUGCUGUUGCUACCGCUGCUGCUGGCGCCAUUGUCACUGCUACCGUUGCUUCUACCAGCCAAGUCGGAACUGCUUCUGGUGGUGCUGUCGCUGGUGCUUCUGCUAUUACCCCUGGCUAUGCCGCAGGACCUAGAAAGCGAUACUCGUCCGGCAGACGUGGUGACGGUCAUCAUCAUGCGCCUGUUCGCCGUGGCCAAAGCAUCCUAGGCCGUAGCGAGAAAUACAGUCGACGGUCGCCAGACGAGGACGAUGACGAAGGCGUUGUUGGUGCUGUUGAUUUUACUGAAGAAUCGCAUCGCAGCUUCUCAGCACGCUUGUGGAUCACUUAUUGCCGCCUCCUUACAUGCUGUAUCCCAAAUCCGCUAUUGCGUUGCAUGGGUAUUCCAAAUGGCCCUGCACAGCUAGCAUGGCGUGAAAAGAUCGGCCUAGUAUCAUUUAUCUUGUUCGUCAUGGGCUUUGUCGGUUUCCUGACUUUUGGCUUUACACAAGUAGUAUGCCCAACACCGCCAAUGUCAGUUCAUGGUGGGUCUGUCGGCCAGGGCUACCUUGUCAUCCGUGGCUGGGCAUUCAUGCUUGCGGAAUGGAAUGGUCAUCCGCCAGUACAAGAUCAGACAAGUGAGCCGACCAAUGUGCUAUACCCUCCGAUUGACGCCGGCGGUAUGGACGGCUCGUUCCUGUUUCAGGAAAUAAACCCGCCUGAAUGCACCAAGGUGCUUCCACGUAAAACCUCUGGCUUGAUUUCCUUAACUGCGCCACAGGCACCUCCACAAGUCUACUUUCCAUGUCAAAUGUUUAAUCCAAAUGAUACCACCACCAAGCAGCUAUCGCAUAAUUUGACGUCGGGAUGCCAUUUGUCUCCUACAGCACGCAGCAUGUACAGCGAGUUCAAGAUCAAUGGUGUACCUCGUACUGAUGGCUCUGGCAUCGACAAGGUUGGCCGUGUCUAUUACGACUGGGACAAUAUUAAUAGUACCGACUACUUGAUGGUGUACAACGGUGACGUUCUGAAUCUACGCCUCCUCCAGUUGCUGCCCGUCUCGAGUUACGAUAUCAAAAACUCUAGUCUGAUCGCCAGCGUUCUUUCGGAUACGGCCAAGUAUGGCGGCAAAGACAUGACCCGUGCAAUUGCAGCUACGCGUGCUGCGAAUGGCACCACCUGGGAAGACGAAGCCAAAUGUUUGUCGUUACUUAUCAAGGUUGGAUCCGUAGACACGCUCAGCAUCGGCUGCAUGGCGUCCGAGAUAGUCCUGUACCUGUCCCUGGUGGUCAUCCUCGGCGUAAUAUUCACCCGCUUCUCCCUGGCCGUCAUCUUUGGCUGGUUCCUCAGCUGGCGACUGGGCACUUUCAAGGAAGGCUCGUCGUACGCUGCUCGAAUGCAGCGUGAGGCUGAACUCGAACAAUGGACUCGCGAUAUUAAUGUAGCUGCUCCCUUAGCCGAACGUCCUCGAAUUCCGCCGCCGCCGAUGCCGAUCAAAAAGCGCAGCUUGUUGCCACAGACUUCGCGUUUCACCCAGCCUAUGCCUAAUUCGACUCGAUUUGACGCUGACCGGUCGCCUACACCUAUUUGGAAGACGCCGUCAAGUACACUUGAAGACUAUACAACCCGACGGUUUUCCUAUUUUCAAACACCAACACCUUCGCCCUCUCCAUCGUCGCGCUACUUGCCUGCCACCGCAGCUGCCAGUCUGCGCAGAUCUUCGAUAUCAUCUUCAGAGUUACAGAGCCACAGUGGUGGAGCAACAACGCUGGCACCUAGUCCAGUAUGUCCACACCCUGUCUCGCCGAAUGCCAUAGCGCAACCGCCUUCCGACUAUAUGCCUUUUAACUAUCCGUUGGCGCACACCAUCUGUCUCGUGACAUGCUAUUCCGAAGGUCUGGAUGGCGUCCGAACAACAUUGGAUUCAAUUGCAACCAGCGACUAUCCAAACUCACACAAGCUCAUUCUGGUCGUUUGCGACGGCAUAAUCACUGGGCACGGCGAAAGCAUGUCCACCCCCGACGUGUGUAUUUCCAUGAUGCACGACUUUGUAGUACCACCUGAGCAGGUUGAAGCAGCCAGCUAUAUCGCAAUUGCUGACGGUUCCAAGCGCAACAACAUGGGAAAAGUCUAUGCCGGCUAUUAUCACUACGAUGAUGCCACUGUUGAUCCAGAGCAUCAGCAACGCGUUCCUAUGAUUACCAUUGUCAAAUGCGGCACACCUGAGGAGGCCGACGAAAGAAAACCAGGCAACCGUGGCAAGCGCGACUCGCAGAUUAUUCUUAUGCAGUUUAUGCAGAAAGUUAUGUUUGAUGAGCGCAUGACAUCCAUGGAAUAUGACUUCUUCAACGCCAUCUGGCGCGUCACUGGUAUUCCCGCUGACCGAUACGAGAUUGUGCUCAUGGUCGAUGCCGAUACCAAGCUGUUCCCUGACGCUCUUUCCCGAUUAGUCUCCUGUGCAGUCAAGGAUCCCGAAAUCUCUGGUCUAUGUGGCGAGACUAGAAUUGCCAACAAGACUGCUAGUUGGGUUAGCAUGAUUCAAGUGUUCGAAUACUAUAUCUCCCACCAUCAGAGCAAAGCAUUCGAGUCAAUCUUCGGUGGCGUCACCUGUUUGCCUGGCUGCUUUUGUAUGUAUCGCAUUAAGGCUCCCAAGGGCCCGAACGGUUACUGGGUGCCAAUUCUUGCCAAUCCUGAUAUUGUCGAGCAUUACUCCGAGAACGUAGUCGAUACGUUGCAUAAAAAGAAUUUGUUGCUUCUCGGUGAAGAUCGAUAUCUGUCGACUCUAAUGUUGCGCACCUUCCCCAACCGCAAAAUGAUGUUUGUCCCUCAAGCAGCAUGUAAGACUAUUGUUCCAGACACAUUUAGUGUGCUACUGUCACAGCGACGACGAUGGAUCAACUCUACAAUUCACAACUUGAUGGAAUUGGUGCUCGUCCACGACCUCUGCGGCACAUUUUGCUUCUCGAUGCAGUUUGUCGUAUUCAUGGAGCUUGUUGGAACACUUGCUCUACCUGCUGCCAUUUCAUUUACAUUGUAUUUAAUUAUCCUUGCCAUUCUCGGAAAGCCGGCCAUAAUCCCCCUUAUUUUACUUGCACUGAUUCUGGGUUUGCCCGCUGUACUAAUCGUCAUGACAAGUCGCAAGCUUGUCUAUGUCGGUUGGAUGAUCAUUUAUCUCUUUUCCCUCCCCAUAUGGAACUUUGUCCUGCCCACUUAUGCCUACUGGCACUUUGACGAUUUCUCGUGGGGCGAUACCCGUAAAGUCGAAGGUAGUGGUGGAGGCGACAAGCAUGGUCAUGGCGAUAAGGAAGGUGAAUUCGAUGCAAGCCGUGCAACAAUGAAGAAAUGGAGCGAUUAUGAAAAAGAGCGUCGUAUCCGAUCUGCUAUCGAUAAUAACAUGCCAUUGCCGCGGUUCAUGGAAGACCGUCCGCGAAGUUACAUGGAUCUCUAUGCAGAAACGCUUCAGCACAACAAGUUGAAGCGACAAGGUAACCAUAGUGGAUCUGAAUCAUCCAACAGCGAUACACCCUUACAGCAACAGCGGGGUGACUACUUGGAUCAUCCCAUGUCAAAUAUGUCGUUGCCAUCCCCACAAUUUAUGCAGCAAGAAGGUGCGCCAGGAGGACCUCGAUCACCGAGACCCUCACCUUCUUCUACGAGUAUCAAUACCCGUCGUUACUCGGCACAGCGUACGAGACCUCCACAACCACCACCCCAUGAGAACGCGUGA